Messenger RNA from Trichomonas vaginalis G3, 234 nucleotides. RefSeq lists its product as uncharacterized. Bases 1 to 234 code for a protein of 77 amino acids. The record is from RefSeq and is a predicted model, not a curated record. The transcript has a single exon. Lineage: Eukaryota; Parabasalia; Trichomonadida; Trichomonadidae.
AUGGACUUGACAGAGAGGAAGAAGUUUGAAGAUGAAAUAACACAACUCGAAGAAAAAGAAAGGAAAUUACAACAAGAAUUGGAACCAAUUCUUCAACAAAUUGGAGAAGUUCAAGAAGCUCAUGAAAAUGUCCUUGACUGGUUGCUCCACAGAGACAACACAAUGGAUGAAACAAUGGACCAACUUGAAGAAUUGUUUCUCCUUGAAAUGGAAUUCAAAGACCUAACAAAGUAA